This is a messenger RNA of Macadamia integrifolia, 1909 nucleotides long. RefSeq names its product NAC domain-containing protein 71-like. Gene Ontology annotation, biological process: regulation of DNA-templated transcription. Lineage: Eukaryota; Viridiplantae; Streptophyta; Magnoliopsida; Proteales; Proteaceae. Gene Ontology annotation, molecular function: DNA binding. The transcript has 5 exons. The record is from RefSeq and is a predicted model, not a curated record. The coding region runs from base 525 to 1658 and encodes 377 amino acids.
CUUCUUCUUCAAUCUCUAAACAAAGGGUACUCCUGCCAAGACCUAUCUUAAGGCCUCUACCAUUCAGAAUUUCACAUUUCAUGAGAUUUUGUUUGUUUUUUGGCUUCUGGGUAUUGCAAAAAACUGCAAUAUUUGAAGUUAUAAUUGGGUAUCUGGGAGUGUUCUUCUCAGGUUCUCUGCUUCACAACUUCAAAUUGAGGAUUGUUUUAAAAAAUCCUAUAGGUUUUGGCUUUUGGGUCUUUUAAAGUUGGUACUAAGGUGGGGGAGAUUCUAUUACUAAGAACAAACUUGAAUUCAGGGAGAAUGGUUCUAUUGCACAAGGGGUGCAUCCCAUGGAAGUUCCAUUCAGUUAUUGAGAAGAAAUUCUGUGUCUGUGUUGACAAAAGCUAUUAUUUUUGGAUCUUCCAAAUCUUCAAUAGGUACAACACUGGAACUUCUCUGCAAAUCUCAAAAUUAUAGUUCUUCCAGCUGCUGCCACCUUGUUUCUACUUUUUUGGAGAUUUUAAUAACUUGAAGAGUUGGAAAUGGGAGGAGCAUCGCUUCCCCCUGGUUUUCGGUUCCACCCGACGGAUGAAGAGUUAGUGGGGUAUUAUUUAAAGAGGAAGAUUGAAGGGCUGGAGAUUGAGCUUGAAGUUAUUCCAGAGAUUGAUCUCUAUAAAUUUGAUCCGUGGGAGUUACCAGACAAAUCAUUCCUCCCAAAACGGGAUAUGGAGUGGUUCUUCUUCUGUCCCAGGGAUCGUAAAUAUCCAAAUGGUUCACGUACAAAUAGAGCCACUGGAGCUGGCUAUUGGAAAGCCACUGGAAAAGACCGGAAAAUAGUAUGCCAGUCUGCUGUGGCCGGGUUUCGCAAGACCUUAGUGUUCUAUCGUGGACGAGCACCUUCAGGAGAUCGGACACACUGGGUGAUGCAUGAGUAUCGUCUUUGUGAUGAUCUUUCUCAAACAUCAUCUGGUCUUCAGGGAGCUUUUGCUCUGUGUCGCGUAGUUAAGAAGAACGAUCAUGGACAGAAGAUAGGAGAUCACCAAGGAGGACACAAGGCCAAGAGGGCAGGGGUCACUUCUGCCAGAGGGAACAUGAUGACUUUGGAAGUCUCAACUGAGCCCUUAAGAAACCACAGAGAAAGUUCAUCUCAAGCUGCUAACCUACAGAAGGGGAGCAACUAUUCAAGCCCUGUUACUUCCCCAUCUGAAAUUGCAAGAGUGUCAGACUUUGAGCAGCCAUCAAACAAGACUGAUGAAGGAGGCCUCUGGGUCUCACCUAGUCUAAUUCUGGACUCUUCAAAGGAUUAUCCACAGGGUCAAGAUGUUGGAUCUGAAUGUUUUCACCCCCAAGAGUUUCCAAACUCGAUAACUUCAUGGGAAUAUUCUGGUUCUGUGGAAAUCUCUCCUGCAUCAUCCUACUCUAAUUUCAUGGAAGAAUUUGAUCUAGCAGAUGAUCUUAGUCGAAUAAGCUGUAUCUCACCUUACUCAGGACCGAUAAACUCCAUGCUUUAUGGAGAUGAGGAUAGAUCAUAUCAAAGCUUCAAUCCAACUGAUUCACUAAGAAGCCAAGACCAGUUCAUCAAUGGCUUUGAAGCUUGGAACCCCCUUCCAAUUUGCAGACAACGUAGUGAAGAUGGGAGUCUGGGAGAGCUAAGCAGCCUAUCGACAACUUGGUGAUUUUGAUGUAAAGGUAGCCCUGAGUAUGAUAUGGCAUAGAUCAUCCUAGUACCUUAUUACGUGAUUCCUACUGCAGUUGAUCAACAGGAGUGGGAUCUCUGAGACAAUGCCUUUUAAUGACUAUUCCCUGAUACUAUCCUAAGUAGAAAGUAGGUGCCUAUCACUUUUAACGAUUGCACCUGGAGUUUGUUCAAUGGCAAAGUGUGAACAGUUUGUUAUCUAUGCUCUAAUGUAAUAAUGGGUUUGCCUCC